Lentinula edodes (shiitake mushroom) is the source of this 4472-nucleotide messenger RNA. RefSeq lists its product as uncharacterized. The coding region runs from base 282 to 4007 and encodes 1241 amino acids. The record is from RefSeq and is a predicted model, not a curated record. The transcript is spliced from 9 exons. NCBI's taxonomy places the organism in Eukaryota, Fungi, Basidiomycota, Agaricomycetes, Agaricales, Omphalotaceae.
CAAACGCGCCUGUUCAACUCAUGCUUGUUCCACGACUGUCAUCAUGAAAGGCCUUUGUCUUCUAAUUUGACUCGUGAACACUGCCUUCGUUUCCUUUAUAAAAGCUCUGCUUUAUUGUAUUUCAGGUCCUAAGCUUGACGCCACAUUCAACUAUACAUAUUUUGUUUAAUCGAACUCACGAAUCUUCUCCGGAUGACCAUUCUUGGGCCAGAACAUAUUGCCAAUUGUCUACUCUGCUGUGCAUAUCUACUUCCAGUACUCCGACGCAGAAGGCGCCUGAUAUGAACGAGAGUAGUAACGUGAAGGAGAAUAUACCAUUAAACAAGGAGCGAUAUAAGGCAAUCGAGGCAGAGCACGAUAAUAAGAAGUACCACACGUCGCAUCCUCACAAUAAUUUGAACCCUCCCAUCUUAUCCAUGGCCUCAUCAUCCACUACCUCCCCCGCAGAAGAAGCUGGAAAUACAAUUAUGUCCGCCCAUUAUCUUCUUUCUCCGCUAGAAACGCUGAACGAGUCGUUGAAUGACUCGCAUGAAGAGCGUAUCGGACUUCACGACCUCACCGAGACGUAUAACCUCCUUGCUACGAGGAUCAAAGAAAUUCUGCUUCAAAGUUCAGAACCGGAUCAAGCUGCUUCUCCUCUAACGUUACUCGCAGAACGCUCCCAUGUUCUGCUUAGUGCUCUCCGGCGAGAUGUAAAGCGAGUCUUGAUCAACCCCCGCACAACAUCCCCGAAGGAGAGAAGCCAGGGGAUGGACCUUGAUGAAGUACACUAUGCUCGCGAUUUGGCUCUCCUCGGUCAACAGGCAAUCCGCUUAACCUCGGAGUUGUUCGCUUUCCCACAGUUGAAUGCCACUAUGCAUGUGAAUCAACUUCGCCUCCUACUCAGUGACGUUCUAAUUAUCCUUUCGGAAACAUCGCUUCCGACGCCGCAUUCCAAGCGGACAUUUGCACUCUUGCGUUGGAUUCUUCAGGUCCAGAAGCUUCCGGUCAACGUUCUCUCUCCUCAUAAUUCGAAAAUCAUCGCAUGCGUGAAGCGUAGUCUAGAAGGAGAGAAAGAACAUGUCAAUGUCGAUGGUCUGAAGAUCCUUGCUGAGCUGCUUCGCAACUAUCCCAAACUCUUCUUAGGACCUGCUUGCAAUCUUUUCUCCGACGCUCUCCGAUUCCUCAUAUCUGAAUCUGAAAGCCUUCGCUCUGCAGCCGCACACACCACCAGUGCUUUUGCAUACGCCAAAGUACUCCAGGGCCUUCCUUAUUCUCGUACACAGCAAGUCUCUUACGAGCUUUCGCGCACUAUCCGCAAAUUUUCGAUCCGGUAUCUUGAAGAGGAAGAGGAUCCUUCCUUGCGUAAUUUGCUGCAGUCGUCGCUGAACAACUCUCACCUUUCGCCUCAUAGCGCUGGUCCACAAUGGGCUGCCGUCGUUAUAGCCUCUUUCAUAGUUCUCAUAGACACUCCUCUCUUCAAAAGUGCGACCCUGCCGCAAAUAAAGAGCCUCCUCUGGCAAAUUACCGAUCAUUCGAGUGCUACCGUUAGGCUUCUGCAUAUGCCAGUCUGGAAAUGCUUUGUUUGGGCAUUCGCACGGAUCCCCGUCGAUGAAGAAAAUUCCAAAAAGGUCCAAACCGUCAUUUCACAGGACCUCCGGAAUGGCACUGGGGCACUUCUUUUACAUGUGAUGCUGAACCUGAAAGGAAAGGACAUGAUGGCGAGGAUUCUAGAGGUGGUGGGAUGGAUGUUUGUUGACAAGCCAUCGAGGCUAGAUGGUGUGGUUGUACUGUGCCAAUUGCUCGGCUCUGCCAGGAUGCCUCGUUCUGGCACGAGUGUCAUCCCCAUCUUACACGAGCAACUGUUCAAUGGCGAAAUCUUAGGGGCCCACCUAGCUGACCUGAUGAAGCACACUGUGACCAUCUGCGACUCCACUGUCGUUCGCAAGAUUAUUCGCGAGCUCACUGUCCAAGAAACGAUGGAUCAUUGGGAUAAGCUGUACGAUCUGUGGAAACAUAGCUUCAAAGUAAUCUUACGACGUCCUCUACCAGACAUUCGGAAAUCGGUCAUCGCAGCAUUUGAAACUCUUCUUCGAGCUGAUUCCGAAUACUGUCAAAGGCAAAGUCAGGUCUCUCCUUCAUCAAAAGUUGCUCAUAUAGUGGGCAAUCUUUGUAAUGACUUUCCCCACACUACUUCGGACGUGAUCAUUGAAGUAGAACACAUCCGGGUCCUGCGUAUGCUAUGGCAUUCUGUCCAGCGGUUGUUCUCCCGGUCUCAGUUGUUGAAGGAGCCGGGGGAUAAGCUACUCACUGCUGUGGUGAAACGCGACUAUCAAAUCUCUAACAUGGUGAUUCAGGCCGAGUGGUUGAAGUUAUGUCGAGACAUUGUGUGCUCCGCUUCCGGUAGUGAAGAACUGGCUGGCGGCUCUAUUUUCGACUCGCGGACAUGGGUAGCCGUAGCACGCCUAUGGGCCGCUAUCGACGAUGUUUCUGCAGACAGCCUGGUCACAUUCCUGAAAUUCGUGUUUCCUGAACAACUCACCGCUGAUGAUGCACUUAGCCUCUGGGGGAGGCUUUUACACAAGGCACUGUUCGAGUUUAGGACCCGAGAUCGCGCAAAUGACUUAUGGAUAAUCUUUGCAGCAGACGACCAGACUCUGGCCCUCGUCUUUCCGCAGCAGUUCCAUACAUUGAUAUCGGCCUUUGUCAUCCCAUGGAACACAGAACAAGCGAAACCAGUGUUACCAUUCCUGGACAAUCUCUUAUGCUCCUUGUAUUCUUCCGAUUGUUCUCUCGUAAUAUCCAUUCAAUAUAUCGACACAAUCCGUGAAAUGCUUCUUUCUGUACACGAAAACCAGUUCGUAUCAUGCUUAUCUUCGUUGUGCUGUAGCCUCCGUUGCUGGAUAGAAGAUCAAUCUACUAUCGUACCGGACAAAGUGUAUUUCCAAAGCAUAUUCCCUUUGUAUGAAGACAUUCUUCAAAGGCUCCGUAAAGAAGAACCGAAUGAAAGGACUCUCGGCCUCUUGUGGAAACUCUUUUUAUCUCCCAUUGAGCGACCUGUCCCCUCAAAGGAAGCUGUGAAAGCCUUUGAGGUUUUCUGGUUUGCCACGUACCAUGGAAAGGAUAUCUUAUUUGAGCCGGAACUCAUUGGAUACUUGAAAGGCCUGGAUAUGGCCUUGGGUGUCGGUCUCGCUGCGGGGUUAACUCAAAGUGACGAUUCGCAACAAACAACUGGUUCGCUGGUACCCGAAACUCAGUCUUUGGAACCUGUUCCUCUAACGGGAUCGCAGAUACUUGAGAAAUGGUUCGAUACUUUCACUCAUGCUGACAAGGCCAACGACCCUAAGAUCGUUCCACCGUCAUCGUCACCAAUUCAUGAGCCUGAGAUUUCGCCGCCAGGAGGCGCUGCUGAAUCAAGCAAUCUCAUUCCGAUGCUAAUUGACGACGAAAUCCCCGAAAAUCAGUCAAACUCAGCUUCGCCUCGCGGGUUCAAGCGAAAACGGCGUCAGGAGGAUGAAGAGAUUGUAGAAGAGACUCCCGCACCGAUCUCCUCUGUUCGUAUAUCACAACGCGAAGGAGCAGUCCCUGACAUUGAUGAGCUCAAUAACGGCAGUCCGGAUCAGCGAACGAAAUUAGAAGAAAAAUCGAAGUUCAAAGACAAGGGUAAAGGCCGAGCUUUGUCUGCUUCCGAGAAGCAGCUGAAAACACCCACUAAGAGUGGCCAGAAGGCGAGCGAAACCCGAUCGUGGAUUCGAGAGAGCCAACUCAUGACACCCGAACCCUCCGCACCGCCCUCCAGUCAUCACGGACAUGCAGCCGCUGUAUCGGUCUCUCUGGACGAAGACGAAGGAGAUGAGGAUUACGGAAGUUGGGAGAACGCCGUAGUGUCACCUGAGACGUUCCUCCAUAUAUCUAGAGAGCUAGAUGUGGAUAUGGACGCCCCCGACACCAAUAUGGUGGAACGAGGUGAGCCAAUAACAGCCACCCGCCGCCAUUCGAACACUCUUCCUCAUCUUUCCUCUUCUUAGAUCGGUUCGGUGCAAACGAUCAUAAUGAUGAUGACGAUGCGAUUCUCCUCAACAGUCCCUCUAUUCGUGCUGCGAAACGACGCAAGCCCAGUCCUAAAACGACUGGGACUACCAACGCUUCCGAUAGAGCUCGGGGCAGAGACAGAACGAUCUCCGCAAAAGUCUUUCAGUUGCAACAAGCUCUCCAAGCAUUCAAGGACGACACGGAGACCCCGGUGGAGGACCUAAUUAAGGUCUCCGAGUUGGUACAAGAGUUCGGGUCCAAAGUAAAUCACAAGCUAUUGGCACGGACUCGGACGGAUCGCAACAAAUCUUGAAGAAUUCUAUACAUUGCCUAACAGAGCUUCAUCUGUCCACUUAUGAAGAAUAGAUACUAGCAUGCACUUAUUUAUUCAUAAUUAUUUACUUACGCGCAAUCUGUUGUAGUAUUACUAUGCUUGCAGGAAUCCAAACAUUCAAAUCUCA